Rubroshorea leprosula is the source of this 1049-nucleotide messenger RNA. The record is from the annotation of a GenBank genome assembly. NCBI's taxonomy places the organism in Eukaryota, Viridiplantae, Streptophyta, Magnoliopsida, Malvales, Dipterocarpaceae.
AUUUCUUGUACUUUUUGCCUUGUAAAAUUUUGAAUUUCUACAAUACUAAACUUUAUUAAUUUUGUUAAUUUCUUGUAGUGAAAGUUUGGUUUUUAAUGGACGCCAACACGCAGUUGGCGUUGGCGGAGCAGAAACCGGGACUACCGCCGCGUCCUCCUGCAGCGGGAUCGACGGCGAUUGUGGAGUAUGAGAAACCGGUGUUCAAGGAGGAAGAGGAGGACCUGGAGGUCAAACUCCGCCGCAUCAUCGAGAAUGUUCCAGUCCGCGUUAGCAACACCUCUGGCAGUUCUGCUGGUUCCGGCUCCGGUGACUUCCACCAGUACCGACAAAUGAGACGGAAAGAGCAAGACAGGCUUGCCAGGAUGGAUACUGACUACCAGACAAGGAAAGAACUGGCUGAAUUUGUUCUGAGGAGGGAAGAAAGAAUAAAAGCUGCCGAAGAACGCACAGCAAAGAAGCGUUUGAAACGCCAAAAGAAAAAGCAAAGGAAGAAGGAAAAGAAGAUGAAAUCAAAUGCGGGAGGAGAACAUCAAAGGGAAGAGUCUUCAGAUGAUGAAGGUGAGUCUGACAAUGGUGAGGAAGCAGCACAAUGAAAUUUCAGUGGCAUGAACUUUGAUUUUCAAUGUAAAUUCAAUGUGCUGUGAAGGAGAAGUAGGUUGCAUCAACCCCAAGGUUCCUAUUAUUCAGUUCAGUGGGGUUGGUCAGCUUUGUAUGUGCACUUGUAUGCGUAAUUAGCUAAUGUUUUUUGAGGAAAUGAAAGGGAAAAGUGGAAGAAGAAAACUUUGAAAUUGCUGAGUUAUUGAACUGAUCUGUUAGUAUUCUUGGUGAUCUUUGGUUGGUGCAAAGUAUGUCCACUCUUAGAUCUAGUACUGAUGCUGUGGUCUUUAGGAAGAAGCAAGACCAGAAUUAAAGUAGGUUGAUGAUGUUGAUCUGUACCUGAAUCCUAAAGGAAGCAAGAUAAUCCUGCUGCUUUACUCUUUUCUGCUCCCCAGAACAGGAAGCUUUUGUUUGGUCUCCCAUUAUCUUGGCAAUAAUCAUUUAUGUUUAUU